UUACCAUCGGAGUACGCAUGCUGGUGAUUUUCUUACUAUUUCCGUUUUUCAUGGUUUAUCUUUCUUUUAUUUCCGGUUUGUAGAUACUGUUAAGGAUGGCGGAUAAAACGGCAAAGCCUAAUCCACCAAAGAAGACUGGCAGAUUGUAUUGCAAAGCUGUUUUUACUGGAUACAAGCGUGGACACAGAAACCAACAUGAGAACACAGCCCUCUUAAAGAUUGAGGGUGUUACCACAAAAUCAGAGACUGACUUUUACCUUGGGAAACGAUGUGCUUAUGUAUACAAGGCUAAAAGGUUAACCGCAUGUCCUGGUCAUGACAAGCCAAGUCGCUUGAGGGUUAUUUGGGGUAAAGUAACCCGUCCCCAUGGAAACAGUGGUGCUGUCAGAGCCAAGUUCAGGAAAAAUCUUCCCAGCAAAGCAAUGGGCAGACGAAUUAGAGUUAUGCUUUACCCUUCAAGAAUAUAAGCUGGCAGACUAUGAUAAUAAAGUGUUAUACUUAA
Molecule: messenger RNA, 502 nt
Organism: Biomphalaria glabrata
Lineage: Eukaryota; Metazoa; Mollusca; Gastropoda; Planorbidae
Product: 60S ribosomal protein L35a-like
Exons: 5
Coding region: 96-467 (123 amino acids)
Biological process (GO): cytoplasmic translation; ribosomal large subunit biogenesis
Cellular component (GO): cytosolic large ribosomal subunit; ribosome
Molecular function (GO): structural constituent of ribosome
Source: RefSeq, a predicted model, not a curated record